UGCACGCCAGCUUGCGGUAUCUGAGAGAUUGCCCGUCGGCCUCCGCGGAAUCCAGGUAGACACCAAGAUCAUAGCAUCCUCGACGCACGCUGCCAUCACGACUACACAUCGUGAUACUGCUUCCAUCGUGACGACGUCGACCCCCAGCCCGAACAACCACCACAAGCGCAUGGAGCCCGAUUCCGACCAAAUGAGCGCGCCGGACGCGCACGAGGCCAAGGACCACGAAAAGCGCCGGCGCAUCCAGGCCGACGCCGACCCGUCGGCGCUCCAGGCCCACCACAUGGAGCUCUACCGUGUCGUGUACGAAGACUUGCGCACCAAAUCGACAGUCGGGUGGCAGAACGCGGUCACGGCCUUUGAGACCGCGACUGCCCACCCCGAGACACCGGCAACCAUCGAGUUUCUCCAGCUCUGCUUUCGCCAGAUUGUGAGCAUCAUGCUCGACCAGCAUGCGAGCAAGAUUGGCCCGACCGAGAAGAGUUGCGUGAUCCAGACGCUCACCAAGGGCAUCGUACUCUGCGUUGGCCAGUUGAAGGCGCACCGACCGACCUUUCUCUCGCACGCGGCUGUCCUCCUCAACAAGAAGAAGCUCUUUUACAAGGAGGUUCGCAACUCGCACAUGAUGGGACAGUACUGGAACAAGGCGACCGGGUGCCCCGAGGUCCGCCAGCAGUGCAUUAGCCUCUUCCACGAGCACGGCGGCUUCCUCGUCCUCGCGCAAACGAUCGAGGCCAUGGUCGAGAACGACGAAAGCGUCGCGUGCCUCGGCCUCGUGCCCAUGGACGAUCUCCGCAUCUUUGUCCUCGCCGUGCUCGAAGCCCGCAGCAGCGUCGACGUCGGGCUCGUCUAUCGUCUCUCGCUUGCGAUCCUUCGCCUCCUCCUCGCGCUGCCCGCGGCCGAGUUGAAGAAGGAGGCGACCGACGUCAUGGGCCACGUGCUUGGCACGAUCCAGCGGCUAUGGGACGUCCACCACGCGUCGCCGCUCCAGGACACGAUGCUGCAGGUCAUUGCGCGCUUCAUCGAGUCGACGUCGCUGCCGCAGCGCCUCUUUGGUUUCGAGCAGCUUGGCCACUUGAUUGGCGCGGCGCGGCACGUGCAGCCGUACCCGAUCUCGUACACAGUGAGCGGCGCGGGCUCGGCGCAUGUCAACGGCACGUACCUUCUCUCGUCGACGGCCACGUACGUCCAGCCGAGCGUGGUCCCGACCACGAGUCCGCUCACGCUCUUUUGCUGCACGAUGAAGAGCGGCGCAAAAUGGUGGUUCCUCUCGGAAGCCGACAAACUCCAGCCCGGUACGGACCAGGACGUGGACUAUUACCAGCAUCAGUCGUCGUCGCUCGACGAGUGCCUCCCGCCUGUGCUCCACUGGCAGCCGACGGGCAGCGGCAUGGCCCCGGCGCCAUUGCUCGUGCCGACGCGCGCACCCGAGGCGUCGAUCGACCCCGCCCGAUUUUUUGGCGACCGCAUGCACCGCGAAGUCGUCGCGCGCAGCACGACGUUGUUGACGUUCCUCGCCGAGUCGCACGCGAUCUCGGAGGCGCACUUGCUGCAGAUUGUGGCCUCGACGUCGGGCAAGGAAGCGUCGCUCAUGGCCGAGAUCCAAACCGUUCUCGUGACGUGCGUCUUGCCGUACGUCUCGGACGCGAUGCUCGAGCCGUUUCUCGAGCACGUGCUCGCGUCCAACCUCACGGAUGCGACCUUGUUGAUGGAGAAGAUUGCGACGCAGUACCGGUGCAUUCUGCUGCGUCCAAGCCCGACGGUGCGUAGCGCGGUCGCGCGUGUGCUCUGGGCCAUCCAGCUCCAGUCGGCCAAAGCGACGUCGUCGGAGCUGCUCGACGACGCGUCUACGUUUGUAAACGCGUGCGUGGCGCAGCUGCAGCUCUCGGCCGGCCAGUCGACGCCGCUUGCGUUGGACGACGAGACGCGCAUCGCGCGCAGCCUCGAGCUGCUCCAAGUGCUUUUGACAGCGUCGACGCCGGUGGCGCCACUGGUUGCGCUCUUGUUUGACGAGAUUGCGGCCUUUGUCGCGCGCAACCCGAUCGCAUCGCCGAUGGCCGAGGCCGCGCUGCGCCACCGCCUCGAGCUCCUUCAGUUUCUGCACCACAGCAGCGCGCUUACGUUUGAGGAAGUGCUGCGCAUCUGGAGUGCCCUGCGCGUGCAUUACGCCGACGUCUGCUACGAGUUUCUCCGCGACGCGUCGAUCUUUGUGGUCGCGGAUGCGGCGCCGCUCCAAUUGGACGUGUGUCGUCGCGUGUUUGAGCAGCUGCUGUGCGUCGCGGCCGAGACCAACUACGCGUCGCUGAGUGUCCACGGGUUCAACUGUUUUCACACGUUUUUCAUUGGGCUCAACGCGCACAUGUCGCACCUCGUGCGGUCCCCGACCUCGAUUCGACGCGUGAUGCGCCUCCAUGCGCUCCUCGGCCUCGACGCGCUCUGGACGAUCGCGAUGGAAGGCGCGCCGGACGUCGCCAAGCUCGCCACGAACGAGCUCCUUCAAGUGUACGCCCAUGUCGACGAAGGCGACCGGAUGGAGUCGCGGGUGCACUUUUUGUCGCACGUGUUUGCGUCGCUCGAGCACGCGCGGCUCGUGACGCAAGGCGUGCAGCUGCUCGCGGGCUUUGUCGCGUCCCAGCCAGCGCGCCUCGUGCACGGAAAGCGAUCGCGCGGCACGCAGCUCACGCUCAAGUGCGUCGUGCAGCGGAUUCCCAACCAGCUCCACAACGAGCGCACGUACGUGACCCUCACGGUGUUUGCCAACGACCCGGUCGCGCGCCUCCGGUCGCUGGUCGAGCGCACGGUGCAGCACCCGAAGAACCAGACCAAGCUCCUCGCGCACAGCGCGACGCUCAUUGGCGAGGCCAAGACGCUCGCCGAGGUCGGCCUCACCGAGUCGACCGAAGUCCGGGUCGUUUUGUUUCAAAAUGUCGUGACCAAGGCCGCCGACGAAGCGACGAUCUUUGCGCCGAGUGAGCUCGAAGCCUCGUCGCCCGGCGCGCUCCUUGCCGCCAACGAGGCGUAUCUGGACGUGCUUUUCGGUCUCCUCGCGUCGUCGACGACGCCGAAAAUGACGCAGGUGCUGCUCCGCGACCUUUUGCAGCAGAUCCCGACCAACCCUGACUGGCUCGCGCGCUGUGCGACGCCGCUCACGUCGCCCAAGACGGUCGCGUCGUGGCUGGCAGCCAUGCCGUACCCCAAAGCCGUCUACGUGCUCGAGGUCCUCGACGGUCUCCUCAUGCCGUCGUCCAUGGCGCAGCGCGCCUACGACGAGCCGUUUGUCAUGGCGUUUGUGCGCUUUGGGAUUCCGGACGUGCUCGACUUUCUCUUUCACGUGGCGAGGGAAGAACACGGCAUUGAAGUCGCCUUGCGGAUCGUCAAGUUUGGCUGCGUCGAGCACCACAGCGUCUCGGCCAUGGCACUCGACGUCCAAGAGGCGCUCGUGAAACACUUGACGACGCUUGUGCUCUCGCAGCACGCGCCCCGCGUGCUUCUCGAUGCGCUCGAGCUCAUUCAGGCGACGACGACUGCCUCCCAAUGGUUCAUCCAAGUGUUUUCGAUCUCGCUCGAGAUGACGCUGCUGCAUCCGUGCGAACCCGUGCGCGCGCAAUGGCUCUUGACGCUGCAACGCCAAGCGAAAGACGCGAGUGUGCUUGUGGACCCGCUCACGGCUGCGAUCGGCCAGCUGCGCGUCGACUCGCCCGUGUGCCACGAGCUCUUUCAGCUGCUCGAACACGUGGUCGAGCACGCGCCGUUGCAUGCGCUGGACGCACUUGUCAUCAACUUGCUGCAGCUACUGACGCCGUCGACGUCCAACCAAGUACUGCUCGGGUCGCUCCAGUCGCUCGCCCACAUUUUGUCGCUUGCGCCGCAGCACGCGGCACGGGUCUGGGAGGUGGUCUACGACCAAGGCCUCUUUGCGAUGCAGUCGUCGGAAGGCCACCGCGCGCGGAGCCUCUGCACAACCACCGAGACGCGUCGCGCGGCCUAUAGCGUCCUUGCGCAAACGGUCAAGCACGCGCCGGCCAACCAAGCGGCGCUGCGCGCGAAGCUCGGGCGACUGCUGCAGGAGGCGGCCAACCCCAAGAAAUGGGGCCAAGAAUGUAACGUGGUCGCUCGUGCCAGUGACGACCAUGUGGGCCUCAAGAACCAAGGCUGCUCGUGCUACAUGAAUUCGUUCUUGCAGCAGCUCUUCAUGUACCUUCCGAUCCGGCAAGGCCUUCUCGCCGCCGCGAUUCCCGACUCGUUCAAGACGAUUGAAGAGGACGGGGAUCUGGCGACGAUUGCGCCGUCGUCCCUCGUCGGUCGGCGCAUCAUGCACGAGUGCGGGAACGGCCGGUCGUUUGAGGCGCUCAUCACCGGCUUUGACCCGAGUACGAACCAACACACGAUCAAGUACGACGACGGUGGCGCCGACUUUUCCAUCCAAGUGCUCGGAAACGUGCACAUGACGCUGCUGCCGCCCGUCUUGGAAGGCGACGACGCGACGGUCGAGGUGCUGCGUCAAGUGCAGCGCACGUUUUGGUAUCUCAAGGACAGCGAGAUGCGCUACUACAACCCGAAAGCCCUGGUCGAAGCCUGCAAGUGCUUGAACCUCGAGUUUUCGGUGUACCAGCAAAACGACGCGAGCGAGUUUUGCGACAAGCUCCUCGAUCGUCUCGAGAUUGGGCUCAAGAAGACACCGCAAGGCGCGGGGUGUCUCCAAGCGAACCUCGGCGGCAAGCUCAUUUCGCAAAAGCUGCCCCAAGGCUGCGGCCACCGCUACGAGCGCGAAGAAGCGUUCAUCCGCCUCGAGCUCCAGAUCCGCGGCAAGGACUCGAUCGAGGAGUCGCUCGCGAGCUUUGUCGAAGGCGAGGUCAUGGAUGGCGACAACAAGGUCGAGUGCGAGCAGUGCGGUACGAAAAAGGCGGCGACGCGACGCACGUGCUUUGGCGCGCUCCCGAAUCUCCUCGUGCUCCACCUCAAGCGCUUCGACUUGGACUAUGCGACGUUUGAGACGGUCAAGCUCAACAACCGGUGCUCGUUCCCGCUCGAGCUCGAUAUGCGGCCGUACACGAAAGAAGGCCUCGAAGACGAGAAGGAGUCGGAUGGCGACGACGCGUCGAUGAUGAUGGAGAAUACAGCCGAGACCAGCAGUGCGUAUGCCUACGCGCUCCGCGGCGUGCUCGUGCACUCUGGUGUCGCGCAAGGCGGCCACUACUACUCGUUCAUUUUGGACAAGACCAAGAACGAGUGGUUCAAGUACGACGACGAGGACGUGAGUCCGUUCGACCCGGCGCACAUUGAGGCCGAGUGCUUUGGCGGCACGCAGAAGCGCACGUCGUCGUGGAACGGCGUGACCAACACGAUGGAGAUGGAAGUCUUCUCCAACGCGCUCAUGCUCUUUUACGAAAAGGUCGAGCCGACGCCGGCGCCGACGCCAAUUGUGACGCCGUCGCCGCUCGCCCACGAGGUCUGGCUCGCCAACGACGUCUUUCUCAAGCACUCGUAUGUCUUUGACGCGGACUUUCACGAGUUUGCAAAAGACGUCAUCCUGCAUGCGGAUGCGGUCGAGUGGUAUGCGCUCGGCCUCUCGUUUGUCCUCGACGUGGUCUUGCACUCGCGCGAAAAGAAGGGCAUUGCGCGCUGGCUCCAAGCGCUGCAGCAUGCGUUUAGCGCCCACCCGGGCCUCGUGGCGCGGUUUCUAGAUGACGUCAUUGGUGACAAGAAGGCGACGUGGCUCACGACGUACCUCUUUGAGUGCCCCGACGGCAUGGCGCGGCAGACGUUUGUGCACUUGGUCACGCGCGCGCUGCUUUUGGCGCCAACGGAGAUGACGCAGCGUGUCGUUACCGAGCUCGUCGGCCUCUGGAACGUGGUGUUUCCGUUGUACGUGGACGAUUUCUUCAACCUUGUCCGGCACCUCUGCGAGCAGUCGGCCGAGAUGCGCGCGCAGUUCGUCGCGGCCAACAUGUGCAGCCGUCUCGUGCACUUUUUCCUGGGCGCGCGCAGCCUUCCGCCGCUCCAAGCCGCGUACCCCACGGCCGCGCUCUCGAACGCGCAGAUGGACUUUCAACCGCUGUUUGAGGCGCUCGCGGGCUUGCUGGGGCUGCCCCGGCGCGUGCCCGAGCCGCUGCUGGCGGACGGGUCGGUGCACUCGAUCACGCUCAGCACACGUGCGAUCGCGGCCUUUUCCGAGCUCUUUGACGAGUUUGCCAUCAAUGGUGUCAUGGGCGUGAACGAGCUCAAGGCGUACUUUAAAGCGUGUGGCACGACCAUGUCGACGGCCAAGACGGCCGGGAAGAAGAUCAAGGCGAUGCUGUCGGCCGGCCCCGAGCUCACGAAAGCGGCGUUUCUCGCGCAGUAUACGGAGAUUGCGUCGACGUCGUCCAAGAUGGUGCUCUCGGAUCUGAAGGCGCAUGGCUUUGGCGAGAACCUCCAGCGCCUCCCAACGCUGGAUAUGACGAAGGACAAUGCACGUGCGUUCUUGCAACGCCUCUCGCCCUUGUGCCAGCAUGCUCUGACGCACCCCGACUUUCUCGAGUCGGCGCUCGAAGAGGACCCGGAAGCGAUUUGCGAUGUCGUGGUCCGUGUCUCGUUUGGUGUGCCGACCACGUCGCAGGUCGUCGUCGCGAGCCUUUUGCAGCAGUUGGCGACCGCCGAAAUGGGCUGGAAAGGCCAAGCGAUUGUCGACGUGGCCUCGACGAUCUUGUCGCAGCUGCUGCGUACCGGUGACGAAGCGCUGUUGGACGCGACGUUUCUGCAGUCGCCGACGUCGCUCUUGAUGGCGCCGCGCGAGCGCGCGAUGCGUCUCCCGCCGCAUCCCCACACGUCGCUCUUUGUGUUUCGGUACCUCGCGCUCGUCCUCGACUUGCUGAAAGUUCCUGCGGUCGCCAAUUACUUGGCGCCACGCCGCGCCGAGUGGUCAUGGACGUACCAAUGGCUGCGGCUCGAGUCGCUCAAGCAGCCGCUCGGUGGCCGCGCGAGCAUUUUGUACCGGGACCCGGCCAAGCUCGACGCGCUCGUCGCGCUCGGCGAUGCGCUCGGGAUCCCGUACACGCCGGAAGAGAAGAGCUACGUGGUCCAGAACGCAGGCUUUGCGCCGCUCAACGGCGUGUAUACGGUGCAGGCGCAGACGCACGACAACUGCCUCGUGUUUUGCUACACGUCGCCCAUUAACGGGAUCGAGUACACGCUGUUUCGGUGCGAGAUGCCGAGCAAGGCGCACCGGUGGUACCUCUCGCACGCGCCCAACAAGCAGACGCUCGGCACGUCGAGCGACGAAGACUACUACUUUUGCGUCUGCUCGGUGCACGACGACACGCCGCCCGAGGACGGCUGGAAGCCGUGGACCAAGAACGUGGCGGCGACGCUGCCGGUUCCGACCGUCGCUUUGCACGCGUCGUCGAUUGCGACCGCCGAGCCGAUCGAGGACUCGAUGAUGCUGGACGACGAAGACGACACGGUCGAGUACGAGGACAGCGAAGACGAGAUCCGCGUGAGCAACGAGCGCUUCCAGGCCGUCCACCUCGCGUCGCCCGACACGACGGGCCCCAUGUAAACGCGCUGCGUUGAGUCUAGUUUUUUCAUAUCCCCC
Molecule: messenger RNA, 7573 nt
Organism: Saprolegnia parasitica CBS 223.65
Lineage: Eukaryota; Oomycota; Saprolegniomycetes; Saprolegniales; Saprolegniaceae
Exons: 9
Coding region: 170-7537 (2455 amino acids)
Biological process (GO): protein deubiquitination
Cellular component (GO): nucleus; cytosol
Molecular function (GO): cysteine-type endopeptidase activity; protein binding; cysteine-type deubiquitinase activity
Source: RefSeq, a predicted model, not a curated record